CGCCGGGAGAGCCGCGCCGGGGCCGCGCCGGGCCGGCGAGGAGCGCACGAGCCUUCGAGGUUGUGGACCAGGGAGGGAGAAGCUGCCGCCAACGCCGACUCUCGCCCGCAGGGAGCCCGAACGCCCCGUGGGCCAUGAGCCGCCGGACCCGGGGAGCCCGGCGGCGAUCCGGGCAGCGCUCCGCCGGCGCCCUGGCCCGCCCGGCAGCAGCUGCGCGCCUGUAGCCGCCGGGAGCUGCGAUGGAUCGGGAGCCAUGAAUGGUGCCGCCCCGGUCCCGGUCCCGGUCCCGGUCCCGGUCCCGGUCCCGGACUGGCGGCAGUUCUGCGAGCUGCACGCGCAGGCAGCCGCCGUGGACUUCGCGCACAAGUUCUGCCGCUUCCUGCGCGACAACCCGGCCUACGACACGCCCGACGCUGGGGCCUCCUUCUCCCGCCACUUCGCCGCCAACUUCCUGGACGUCUUCGGCGAGGAGGUGCGCCGCGUGCUGGUGGCCGGGCCGGCGCCCCCCGACGCCAUGGAGCCCGAGCCGGCGGGGCCCCCGGCGCUCAAGGCGGCAGCGUGCGGCCACUCGCGGAGCUCAGAGGACGUGUCGGCGCACGCGGCGGCCAAGGCCCGCGUCCGCAAGGGCUUCUCGCUGCGCAACAUGAGCCUGUGCGUGGUGGACGGCGUGCGCGACAUGUGGCACCGGCGCGCCUCGCCCGAGCCCGACGCCGGCGCCGCCCCGCGGACCGCCGAGCCCCCGGCCGAGCCGCGCGACAAGUGGAUGCGGCGCCUGCGGCUGUCGCGGACGCUGGCGGCCAAGGUGGAGCUGGUGGACAUCCAGCGCGAGGGCGCGCUGCGCUUCAUGGUGGCCGACGACGCAGCCGCGGGCCCAGGGGGCGCCGCCCAGUGGCAGAAGUGCCGGUUGCUCCUGCGCAGGGCCGUGGCCGGCGAGCGCUUCCGCCUGGAGUUCUUCGUGCCGCCCAAGGCCUCCAGGCCCAAGGUCAGCAUCCCCCUCUCAGCCAUCAUCGAGGUCCGCACCACCAUGCCCCUGGAGAUGCCGGAGAAGGACAACACGUUCGUGCUCAAGGUGGAGAACGGAGCAGAGUACAUCCUGGAGACCAUCGACUCCCUGCAGAAGCACUCGUGGGUGGCUGACAUCCAGGGCUGCGUGGACCCCGGGGACAGCGAGGAAGACACCGAGCUCUCCUGUGCCCGGGGAGGCUGUCUGGCCAGCCGCAUGGCCUCCUGCAGUUGUGAGCUCCUGACAGACGCAGUAGACCCGCCCCGGCCCCCAGAGACAACGGCAGCCGUGGUGACAGCCCCACACAGCCGAGCUCGAGAUGCCGCCAGCGAGUCCUUGGUCCAUGUCCCUCUAGAGGCCUUCCUGGAGACCCUGGAAUCCCCGGGCGGCAGCGGCGGUGACAGCAAUAACACCGGGGAGGAAGGAGCAGAGCCAGAGCCCGAGGCCGAGCCCGCAUUGGAGCUGUCCGACUACCCCUGGUUCCACGGGCCGCUGUCACGGGUCAGGGCAGCUCAGCUGGUGCUGGCGGGUGGGCCCCGGAGCCAUGGCCUCUUCGUGAUCCGCCAGAGUGAGACUCGGCCGGGGGAGUACGUGCUGACCUUCAACUUCCAGGGCAAGGCCAAGCACCUGCGCCUGUCCUUGAACGGCCACGGGCAGUGCCACGUACAGCACCUGUGGUUCCAGUCUGUGCUGGACAUGCUCCGCCACUUCCACAGCCACCCCAUCCCGCUGGAGUCAGGGGGCUCUGCAGACAUCACCCUGCGCAGCUACGUGCGGGCCCAGGGCCCCGCAUCUGGUAAGACGCCCCACCCGGCCGUGUGGUGGGCAGUGGCGGAGGGAGGCACCCUUAGGCUGCCACCCUGCAUUGCUAGCCCCCAUGGGAUGAACACCAGCGCAGUUGCGGCGGGGAGCGCCGACGAGCCCCCCGAGGCCGCGCCGGGCGACGGAUCGCGGGGCCGCACGCGCGCCGUGGAGAACCAGUACUCCUUCUACUAG
Messenger RNA from Ceratotherium simum simum (southern white rhinoceros), 1999 nucleotides. NCBI's taxonomy places the organism in Eukaryota, Metazoa, Chordata, Mammalia, Perissodactyla, Rhinocerotidae. The record is from RefSeq and is a predicted model, not a curated record.